AUGUUUUUAUUUCCCAAAAGGCUGCCUUUGUCUCCUGUCUACUCUUCUGUAUUCCUGGGACUAUGUUCCCUUCCAGGUUGCAGAUUUAAGGAUGUUAGAAGAAACCUGCAGAAAGAUAUAGAACAACUGAAGAGCUGUGGGAUCCAGGAUGUAUUUGUGCUUUGUACCAGAGGAGAGCUCUUAAAAUACCGAGUACCAAACCUUAUAGACACCUACCAACAGCUCGGGAUCUGUGUGCACCACUAUCCUAUUCUUGAUGGGGACGUUCCUGACAUUGCCAAGUGCUGCAAAAUUCUAGAAGACCUCAGAAGCUGCCUGGAAAGUAACCGGAAAAUGAUCAUACACUGUUACGGUGGCCUCGGACGCUCAUGUCUCAUAGCUGCGUGUCUCCUGCUUCAGCUUUCCGACACGCUGGUACCUCAGCAAGUCAUAGACAGCCUCAGAAGCUUGAGAGGAUCCGGGGCGAUACAGACCAUCAAGCAGUACAAUUACCUCCAUGACUUUCGAGAGAAGUUAGCUGCACACCUGGCAACAAAGGACACAGCGUUAAGAUCGGUAUCGCGAUGA
Molecule: messenger RNA, 567 nt
Organism: Opisthocomus hoazin
Lineage: Eukaryota; Metazoa; Chordata; Aves; Opisthocomiformes; Opisthocomidae
Source: RefSeq, a predicted model, not a curated record